Messenger RNA from Cercocebus atys (sooty mangabey), 2557 nucleotides. RefSeq names its product gamma-glutamyltranspeptidase 1. Gene Ontology annotation, molecular function: glutathione gamma-glutamate hydrolase. Gene Ontology annotation, biological process: regulation of immune system process; regulation of inflammatory response; glutathione catabolic process. The transcript has 12 exons. NCBI's taxonomy places the organism in Eukaryota, Metazoa, Chordata, Mammalia, Primates, Cercopithecidae. Bases 698 to 2392 code for a protein of 564 amino acids. The record is from RefSeq and is a predicted model, not a curated record. Gene Ontology annotation, cellular component: plasma membrane.
CUGUGUCCUUGGGCCAUGCUUAUCCCACUCCUGGGCUCUGUGUGUGGCUGUGGAUUGGGGUGGGACAGGGCUGGUUGUGCGAGGGGUCAUUGCCCAACUCCAGGGGGCGCCUGCCACCUCUCAGCUCUCUAUAGGGAUACAUAUAGUUCUUUCAACAGGUUUCCAGCAGGUAGAGGUUAUUAAAUUUUACUGAAGGGGUGUUUUUUCUAAUUCUCAACGCUGCACCACAAGGGUAGACAGUGUGGGAGACAGAUUCCAACUCCAGGUCUGGGUGGUAAGCAUCCGGUCCAGGGGUGUAGACAGGCCUGGGGAAGCCCCAGAGAUCUGUGCGUUCUCAUACCCAGGGCUAGUGACUCCAUGCUGGGGGUUGGGCUCACCCUCAGGUCUGAGACCUCCUGGGGCCAAUUGACCUCAGUAAAUGCCUUUUGUCUAAGCUUCAGUUUCCUGCCUGUGAAUGGGGUUGGGGCUGUGCUCUGGUUUCACCCUUGUGGCUCUGGGGUUGUGGUGACAAAGCCAUCAAGCUGAAUUGGAGGAUUAACAGGGAAACCAGAGUGGCUGCUGGGUCUACCUCUUCCUCAUACUCCUCUCUCUGCUGCAUCCUGGGAAGCUGCUCAGCUCAGCCUAGAUUAGGCUCAGUUGUGGGUGUGUCUGAGGCUGGGCCUGACCCUGCUCCUUACCCCGUGGAUGCAGCAGAGCCAUGAAGAAAUUAGUGGUGCUGGGCCUGCUGGCCGUGGACAUUGUUGGCCUCUGUCUCUUGCUGCCCUUGGCCUCCAAGGAACCUGACAACCAUGUGUACGCCAGGGCUGCCGUGGCUGCGGAUGCCAAGCACUGCUCCGAGAUUGGGAGGGACGCACUACAGGACGGUGGCUCUGCGGUGGAUGCAGCCAUUGCAGCCCUGUUGUGUGUGGGGCUCAUGAAUGCCCACAGCAUGGGCAUCGGGGGAGGCCUAUUUUUCACCAUCUACAACAGCACCACGCGAAAAGCUGAGGUCAUCAACGCCCGCGAGGUGGCCCCCAGGCUGGCCUUUGCCAGCAUGUUCAACAGCUCGGAGCAGUCCCAAGACGGGGGACUGUCGGUGGCGGUGCCCGGAGAGAUCCGAGGCUAUGAGCUGGCGCACCAGCGGCAUGGGCGGCUGCCCUGGGCUCGCCUCUUCCAGCCCAGCAUCCAGCUGGCCCGCCAGGGCUUCCCCGUGGGCAAGAGCUUGGCGGCAGCCCUGGAAAACAAGCGGACCGUCAUCGAGCAGCAGCCUGUCUUGUGUGAGGUGUUCUGCCGGGAUGGAAAGGUGCUCCGGGAGGGGGAGAGACUGACCCUGCCGCGGCUGGCUGGCACCUACGAGACGCUGGCCAUCGAGGGUGCUCAGGCCUUCUACAACGGCAGCCUCACGGCCCAGAUUGUGAAGGACAUCCAGGCAGCUGGGGGCAUUGUGACAGCCGAGGACCUGAACAACUACCGCGCUGAGCUGAUUGAGCACCCGCUGAACAUCAGCCUGGGAGAUGCGGUGCUGUACAUGCCCAGCGCGCCGCUCAGCGGGCCCGUGCUGGCCCUCAUCCUCAACAUCCUUAAAGGGUACAACUUCUCCCGGGCGAGCGUGGAGACCCCGGAGCAGAAGGGCCUGACGUACCACCGCAUCGUAGAGGCUUUCCGGUUUGCCUAUGCCAAGAGGACCCUGCUUGGGGACCCCAAGUUUGUGGAUGUGACUGAGGUGGUUCGCAACAUGACCUCUGAGUUCUUCGCUGCCCAGCUCCGGGCCCAGAUCUCUGAUGAUACCACUCACCCGAUCUCCUACUACAAACCCGAGUUCUACACGCCAGAUGACGGAGGCACUUCCCACCUGUCUGUCGUCGCAGAGGACGGCAGUGCUGUGUCCGCCACCAGCACCAUCAACCUCUACUUUGGCUCCAAGGUCCGCUCCCCAGUCAGUGGGAUCCUGUUCAAUGAUGAAAUGGAUGACUUCAGCUCUCCCAACAUCACCAAUCAGUUUGGGGUGCCCCCCUCACCCGCCAAUUUCAUCCAGCCAGGGAAGCAGCCGCUCUCAUCCAUGUGCCCAGCAAUCAUGGUGGGCCAGGAUGGCCAGGUCCGGAUGGUGGUGGGAGCUUCUGGGGGCACGCAGAUCACCACGGCCACUGCACUGGCCAUCAUCUACAACCUCUGGUUCGGCUAUGACAUGAAGCGGGCCGUGGAGGAGCCCCGGCUGCACGACCAGCUUCUACCCAACGUCACAACAGUGGAGAGAAACAUUGACCAGGCAGUGACUGCAGCCCUGGAAACCCGGCACCAUCACAUCCAGAUCGCAUCCACCUUCAUCGCUGUGGUGCAAGCCAUUGUCCACACACCUGGUGGCUGGGCAGCUGCCUCGGACUCCAGGAAAGGCGGGGAGCCUGCCGGUUACUGAGUGCUCGGGGCGGACAAAGCUGACCAGCAAUCCAGGGACAAGAUACUCACAAGGACUGGGAAGGGGACUUUGGGGUCGUGCUUCCCUUGUGAGUGGCAGAGCAGCACAAUAAAUGAGGCCAUUAUGCCAGGCUCCAGGCAGCCUCCCUGGCCUGGCUCCCCACUC